AUGAACGCCCGCGGCGGCUUCCCAUACACCGUUUUUCCUCGUAUUCCUGGCCGCGAUUUUGCUGGCACUGUUGUAGCUGGGCCACGAAGCGGCGAAGAAGUUUUUGGAACUAGUGGCUACACUCACGCCUUCACUACCAACGGAUUCCACGCCGAGUACUGUGUUGUUUCUGAAGACGCAGUCGCACUGAAGCCCAAAAACGUGACUUUCGCUCAGGCUGCCUGUCUUGGUGUGCCUUUGACUACUGCGUCUCUAGCACUGCAACGGGCAGCUGUGGAGCCAUCUGAUUGCGUUUCGGUUAUUGGUGCCUCCGGUUCUGUCGGUUCAUAUGUAGUCCAACUGGCUCAAAGUAUGGGAUGUCGAGUGCUGAGAGCGGCGCGCCAAAGUCCAACCGAUGUGUGCAUUGCAGAGGAUGAAGAGUUUAGUGCAUUGACGUCUCUCACGCAGGGUCGUGGCGUUGACGUAGUAAUUGAUACAGUUGGAAUGCCGGCUUUAAUGAAAGCUGCAGCUGAGAAGCUUGCGCAUGGGGGGAGGAUGGCGGUUAUUUCAGCGCGUUAUGGGGCAGAGCUGGCCAUUCACUUGAAGGACUUCUACAGAAACGAAAAAUCUCUCGUUGGUUGUAAUACUUUGUCGCACAGUGCUCCGAAGCUGGCUAAAGAACUGGCGGCAAUGUCACAGGCCUUAGAAAAGGGCGAUAUAACACCGGAAGAUGAAAAAGUUUGGACAAAAUUCAGCCUAGGGCAGGCCGCUGAAGCUUACAGAAAGUCUGAAGAAGGAUCCGGCAAAUAUGUCCUCGUAAUGGAAGAGCAUUGUAAAGUGUGA
Lachancea thermotolerans CBS 6340 is the source of this 822-nucleotide messenger RNA. RefSeq names its product quinone oxidoreductase family protein. The record is from RefSeq and is a predicted model, not a curated record. Gene Ontology annotation, molecular function: oxidoreductase activity. NCBI's taxonomy places the organism in Eukaryota, Fungi, Ascomycota, Saccharomycetes, Saccharomycetales, Saccharomycetaceae. The transcript has a single exon. The coding region runs from base 1 to 822 and encodes 273 amino acids.